Molecule: messenger RNA, 1014 nt
Organism: Chaetomium globosum CBS 148.51
Lineage: Eukaryota; Fungi; Ascomycota; Sordariomycetes; Sordariales; Chaetomiaceae
Exons: 2
Coding region: 1-1014 (337 amino acids)
Molecular function (GO): actin filament binding
Source: RefSeq, a predicted model, not a curated record
AUGGCACCCCACGCCGGCCUCGUCCACCUCAAGGAAUACGACAUCAAAGACCGCAACGUCGAACUAAUCGGAUCCGACCUUGACCACAAAUUCAAGCACGCCUCGGCCUCGGCCGAACCGGACUGGAACGACGGGCAGGUAGGGCUCACGCCGGGGCUCUUCGUCUGGCGCAUCGAGAACUUCGCCGUGGUGCCCGUGCCGCCAUCCUCGCACGGCCAAUUCUACGACGGCGACAGCUACAUCAUCCUGCACUCCAAACAACCCAAACAAUUUAACCUCUUCUCCUCCUCCGCCGACGCCCCCACGCCCCCCAAACUAACCCACGCCAUCCACUUCCUCCUCGGCGCCCACACCUCGCAAGACGAAGCCGGCACCGCCGCCUACAAGACGGUCGAGCUCGACGCCUUCCUGCACGGCGCCGCGACCCAGCACCGCGAGCUGCAGGCCCAGCCCUCCGCGUCCUUUCUCGCCCUCUUCCCGCGCCUGACUUUCCGGCGCGGCGGCGUCGCCUCGGGCUUCCGGCAUGUUGGCGACCCCGACGCGGCCGCGGCCGACAAGCAGGACGAGGUGGUCACGCUAUUGCGCGUGUUCAAGAAUCCGUGUGCGGUGGGGAGUAGGGAUGCGGUGGUGGUGUGCGAGGUGGAGGCGGAUUGGCGGAGUCUGGAUGAGGGGGAUGUGUUUGUGUUGGAGAAGGGGAAGGGUGGGAAGAUCUGGGUAUGGCAGGGCGGGCGGUGCUCGCCGAUGGAGAAGGCCAAGGCGGCGCAGGUAGUGCAUGAGAUGAAGCUGGCCAAGCGGGUGGAUGUGGAGGUGGUGUCGCAGGCGGAGUCGCGGUCGCGGUUGGUGGUGACCAUGUUGGGGGGUGGGGAGGAGGAUGGGUUUGGCGUGUUGAAGGCGCCGCGGCCGAUGGACUAUCUGGGUCUGGGAGGGUCAGGGCGCGAGCAAGGCGGAGAAGGCGAUGUGGCUCAAGGUCGCGCAGGCAUAUGUGCGGAAACUUCAGGGCGACGGCUGGAAUGA